CACUUGGAUGCUGUUCGGAUUGAACUGCAGACAGCCAGUCAGAACUUUGCCAGACAUUCGUCAUCCAGCUUCAUAAGAAACGGCACCAUACAGUACCAUCAGAUGAUGACGGAGUACAACCCAAACUAUGACUUUGUCGCUGCUAAAUACCCCGAGCAACAGCUGAAUGAACUCAAUCGCAACAAACUAGAGCUAGUCAGGGCAUUAGGUCAAGGGGCAUUUGGUGAAGUUUACAAGGGAUACAUUUUAGGUUUUCAAAAUAUGGAAAGGGAGAUGCCAGUUGCUGUUAAGACUCUCCCAGCUUACAGCACAGAAGCAUCAGAACUAGAUUUUCUUAUGGAGGCAGUGAUAAUGAGUAAAUUUAACCACCCCAAUAUCGUAAAGCUUGUUGGUGUCUGCUUUGAGAGCCACCCUCGCUACAUUGUUCUGGAACUUCUAGAAGGAGGCGACUUGAAAACAUUCCUCAGGGAAAUGAGACCCAAACCAGGUCUUGGGGAGUCUCCUAUUCGAGUUUCUGAUCUGCUGAAUCUUGCCAAUGAUAUUGCAAAGGGCUGUGAACACUUAGAGGCACGACAUUUUAUUCACAG
Saccostrea cuccullata (small rock oyster) is the source of this 587-nucleotide messenger RNA. RefSeq names its product leukocyte tyrosine kinase receptor-like. The annotation marks the transcript as partial. The transcript is spliced from 5 exons. Gene Ontology annotation, molecular function: transmembrane receptor protein tyrosine kinase activity; ATP binding. The record is from RefSeq and is a predicted model, not a curated record. Gene Ontology annotation, biological process: positive regulation of kinase activity; protein phosphorylation; multicellular organism development. NCBI's taxonomy places the organism in Eukaryota, Metazoa, Mollusca, Bivalvia, Ostreida, Ostreidae. Gene Ontology annotation, cellular component: plasma membrane; signaling receptor complex.